Molecule: messenger RNA, 843 nt
Organism: Tachysurus vachellii
Lineage: Eukaryota; Metazoa; Chordata; Actinopteri; Siluriformes; Bagridae
Product: ankyrin repeat domain-containing protein 9-like
Exons: 1
Coding region: 1-843 (280 amino acids)
Molecular function (GO): protein binding
Source: RefSeq, a predicted model, not a curated record
AUGGACGGCAUGUGCAAGGGACGCAAGUUCUUGUCAUUUACCCAAGCUGUAAGUGCACAUGUACCUGUGGAGAUGUUGGAGGACAUGCGCAAGAUGAAGAUAGUGCACUGGGUAGCAGGCAGCCGGCCACCGACAUACACUCCAUCUGAGGCACUGAUGAAUGCCAUCGUGCACGGCCACCAAGCUUACGCACAAUACUUGCUGAAUAAGUUCUUAGAUGGUGCUCUUGCCAUGACAGGUAAGAAUGUCUGCGGCUGUCAGUCAUACGUUCCACACUUAGACAUGGCUAUCCGCUACAACAGGAAGGACAUAGUGCCUCUCAUUCUUCAUGUGGCACAUAAAAUCCCGACUCUAUGGUCCUACGUUAUCCGAGGAGGAUGCAAACACAUGAAGGAGGGCAGAACUACACUCCAUCUGGCAUGUGCAAUGUCACAGCCAGAGACUGUCAUAAUGUUACUGGGAAGUGGGGCUUCACCACAAGCUAAGGCUGAUGAUGGUGUGACACCACUGGAUCUCAUUCUCAAAAAGCUACAGAUGUCCAAAGGGAACACACGUGUCAAGAUGUUGUGCCUGGAAAGGCUGCUCAUGUUCAUGCCUGAAGUGCGGUUCCAAAUGAAGAGCUCACUGAACAAUGAUCCAGAGUACUGGUCCAAAGUUCUGGGAGAGGAGAUGUUUAACUACUUGGUUGGAAGAAUUCCAGGGACGCUCUUUCUCAUAGCUAUGCAAAAAACUCUGGCUCAACUACCUUCUCAAGACUUUUUUAAAAGGCUGGAUGAACUGCCCAUUCCAGCUUCUCUGAAACCUAUUACAUCACAGCCCUUAAUGCGGUGGAACUCCUACUGA